Messenger RNA from Juglans regia (Persian walnut), 780 nucleotides. RefSeq names its product cytochrome P450 89A2-like. The record is from RefSeq and is a predicted model, not a curated record. Bases 1 to 780 code for a protein of 259 amino acids. NCBI's taxonomy places the organism in Eukaryota, Viridiplantae, Streptophyta, Magnoliopsida, Fagales, Juglandaceae. The transcript is spliced from 2 exons. Gene Ontology annotation, molecular function: iron ion binding; oxidoreductase activity, acting on paired donors, with incorporation or reduction of molecular oxygen, NAD(P)H as one donor, and incorporation of one atom of oxygen; heme binding. Gene Ontology annotation, cellular component: membrane.
AUGCGGUUUUUUCCUUGUUCAUUCUCAUGGCUUUUGGUGAUGUCAAAGAUAGCACGAUUAGAGAAGUUGAACGCAUUCAAGCUGAACUUAUUUUCAACUACGAGCAGUUCACUGUGUUCUGCAGCUGGCCCAGUUUUGUGCUCAGAGUUCAUCAAUGCCGGCGCCGACACAAGCCUAACGACGCUGCAGUGGAUCAUGGCAAAUAUAGUGAAGCACCCACAUAUUCAAGCCAAGCUUUUUGCUGAAAUCAAGGCGGUGGUGGGAGAAGGAGCCGAAGAGAUUAAGGAGGAAGAUGUGCAGAAGAUGACAUAUUUGAAAGCAGUGAUUCUCGAGACUCUAAGAAUUCACCCUCCAAGUACCUUCUUGGUACCGCAUGCAGUCUCAGAAGAUGCAGAACUACUUGGCUACAGAGUCCCGAAAGAUACGACAGUGAACUUCGUGAUAUCACUGAUGGGGCGGGAUCCAAAGGAGUGGGAGAAUCCAAUGGAGUUCAGGCCGGAGAGGUUGCUGAAUCGUGGAGAAAAUGGAGAACCAGAUCGAGUGUCUGAUGUUACAGCGUACAAGAUGAUGCCGUUUGGUUCAGGAAGGAGGCUCUGUCCGGGGAAAAGAUUAGCCCUGCUUAAUCUGGAGUAUUUUGUUUCAAAUUUGGUGUGGAAUUUUGAGUGGAAACCAGUGGACAGAGAAGGUGUUGAUCUUUCGGUUAAGGAGGUGUUCUUGAUGGUGGUGAAGAAUCCUCUGCGAGCCCACGUGCAUGUCUCCAAGAAUCAAAUGAAAGCUUAG